Messenger RNA from Tricharina praecox, 336 nucleotides. RefSeq lists its product as uncharacterized. NCBI's taxonomy places the organism in Eukaryota, Fungi, Ascomycota, Pezizomycetes, Pezizales, Pyronemataceae. The coding region runs from base 1 to 336 and encodes 111 amino acids. The record is from RefSeq and is a predicted model, not a curated record. The transcript has a single exon.
AUGCUCUUCCAAUCCCUCAUCGCCUCCUUCCUCCUCGCCUCUGCCGCCAACGCAGCGGUCGCUAUCGGCUACCAGGACCGCCCCGACGGCAGCCGUCGCAACCUCGCAUGGCUCGUGGGCACCGACGCCUGUGCGGCCGAGUUCCUCUCGGUCGUCCCCGCCAGCCCGUGCGGACGCGUGUUCGCGACCGGAGGUUACACGGGACUCACGCUCGAGGGAUGCGGCGGGCCGCUCUGGCUCAACCAGAACGGCAACUUCAACGCCAACUGCAAGGCCGACAACUCGUACUCCAAGAUUUGCAACUCGGGUACCGUCCAGAAGACCUACCAGUGCUAG